This is a messenger RNA of Prorocentrum cordatum, 3972 nucleotides long. Lineage: Eukaryota; Dinophyceae; Prorocentrales; Prorocentraceae. The record is from the annotation of a GenBank genome assembly.
AUGCGAGAAGAUGCGGCGACAAGCUCCAACAAGGUGACGCAGCUGCAGCUGUUAGUGAACACGGAGUUGUCAGGCAAGUGGGAGACCUACGUCGAAGACCUCAUGAAGUUUCUGUUUGACGUCAAUCGGUACCAGGAGAAGUUUAGCGAGAUGAUCUCGGACACCCUCAUCCAGGCUAUGAUCAAGAAGAACACGCCCGGGCCGCUCAGGACACAGGUGAUGAUGUUCACGGCUUAUCAGACUCUACGUGAGACCUGCGAGUCCUUCGCUCAGCAGAUGAGCCAGCGAGACACGAAGACGGCCCAGAAAAAGUUCGACCCCAAUGCCAUGGGCGUAGACGCCUUCGGCAAAGGUGGCAAGGGCGACUCCAAGGGGAAGGGCUACGGCAGGUCGGACAUGAAAGGCGGCAAGGCGGGUGGCCAAAGGGGCGCAGGGGGCCGAGGCGGCAAAAGCGACGGCAAAGGCAAGACCAACUGUAAGAAGGGUGCGGUGAAGUAUUUUGACGGAUGGUGCUCUAACCCACACUGCGGCAAGUAUGGGCGCAAGAUGGCGGAUUGCAGGAAGUACGGUGGCGGCGCAUGCCAGUCUGGAGGAGGUCAACGGUCCGUGUCGGAGGUCCAACCAGGAUCUUCACAACGACCUGGAUCGGGCACAGCAAGUACGGUCCAUCCAGGCGACUCAGCACCACAGAUGUCGGUACCUACGCAGGCCACGACACGUGUGCCUGGACGGGUGCAGGCGGCAGUACUACCAGAGGACGAAGCGGGUUGGAUGUUUGCGUUCACGGACGACCACGACUGGGGCGAAUGCGAGAUGCUCGUUGACAGUGGAGUUCGCGCUCAUGUCGUACCAAAGACUAUGACAGAGGGGUGCGAACUCACGGGCGAGCCAGGUCAGUCUUUGCGAUCGAUUAUUGGAAAGGGUAUACGGACAUGGGGCAAGCGCACGUUGACUGGAGAGGUUUUCGAUUCGAACACGACGAUCAGUGCGGAGCUCAACGACACGCCAGCUGAAGUCCGUAGAGGUGCUCUUUCAGUCGCGGAGAUGAACGAUGCAGGCUAUUCAGUACACUUUGGCCCUGACGGAGCCAAGAUGUUCAGGGGCAACAAGAAUGUGCAGCAUGAGAUUGACAAAGCACUGGAGUCUACUGUUUCACUCAAGCUACGUCGGAAGGUGAACGCAUUUCUUCUUCCAAUGAGGUUCAAGGAUCCGACGGGCGACGAGUCCAUCAUCGGGGACGUCGACGAGCAACCUGAGACGGAGGGGCGCCCGCCGCACCUGGUCAUAAGAAGCCAGUUCAAGCGUUGGGAGAACUUGUCAGAGCGCACAUUCGGAGAGGCCGUGUACCUUUCGAGGCACGGCGUCAGGACUGGGUAUCUCAUGAAAGUUGUUGUCGAGGCGAAAGGGGGCCAGAGCUACGCCAUAGCAGCCACCAGCGAGUUCUUGGACGAGCUGGGCUACAUGAGCAUGGAUGUGCAGUUGGACGGCGAGCCUGCGCUGGGGGCACGCAUGAAUGGAGUUGUUUCUGAGCGUAUCAAGAAGCUUGGCAAGGGGGCUGCAGAGGAGUUGAGAUUGGCACCGUAUACAUCGCCCAUGCUGGAGUUCGGGGAGACGGUGAUCGGUAAGGAGCACACUGCGCCGCAGGACAAGCUGGGCACGGCCUGGUGCAAAGGGAUGCGGCUUGGACGCAGUACGAAGAGCGACGCUCACAUUAUAGGUGCAGCAACUGGGAUACUUCAAGCCAGGACGGUGAAGCAGCUUACGAAGGAAGAGAGUUUCAAUACGGAGAUUCUCAGAGCUAUGCGAUGGACGCCGUGGAAGACAUCGGUGAAGGCUGGAGCCUAUGACGGCGAGGACUGGCAGCCAACGGAGGGGUGUCCUGGGCGUGAGUACGCAGCAAAGGGUCAGCACGCUCCGAGGCAGGUCAUGGCAAUCAGCAAGCACCAGCAGGGCCAGAGCCAGCGCAAAGUCGAGAUCCAGUUUCGGAGGUUCGGCAGCAGGCGCAUAGGUCUGGUGGGGGCCAUCGAGGGCAUGAGCACGGAGGACCUCAAGAGGCUCGCGGCAGGCUUCAGCACCGUGGGGAUGAUGAGGCUUGUGGCCGAGCUCGACAAGGAGACGAAGGACGACAGCGAGUGCAGCGUCGUGAUGGGCUGGGCGGAGGACGACGAGUGGGAGGCGAAGCAGUGCGAGCUGGAUCGGUUCGACAACUACGACGCGUGGGAGCUCACCCUCAGGGGCCCUCACGGGCCCAAGGCGCUUACGUGGGCAUGGGUCUUGGAGAUGAGGAGUGGCGAGCUCAAGGCAAGGCUUUGUGCAGGGCCAUUUGGCAUGCAGAUUAACAAGAGCAAGAGCGAGCUGUACUGCCCCACUCCCCUUUCGUUUUCAUUCAAGUUGCUCAUGGUGUACGCUAAAGUGAAGGACUUUGCGAUUUACUUAUUCGACAUAUCCCGGGCGUUUCUGCAUACACCUAUUCGGGAGUUGGUCUACGCUGAGGUUCCGAAGGAGUACUGCCACUCACCAGACAGUUCAGAUUUGGUUUUCAAGAUCAACAAGACGGUUUAUGGACUCAACGAGGCAAUGAUCUAUGUCGAUGACCACUUCGAGAACAUUGCUACAGGACGGAGUGAUGAAUCAAAUAUGAUUUUCAAGAGGUGUCUGUCGGAUCCGUGCGCGUUCGCAGACAGGACCAAUCAGGUGGCGAUGGCCAAGCAUGUCGAUGACGGUACGCUGGUUGGGCCUAGAGUUUCAGCCAGCAGAGUUUUGGAGGAGCUCGGCACACACUUUCUGCUUAAGGUUUCAGAACUUACGGUUGGUGGUCCAGAUAUCAAGCAUCUUGGACGUGGCUGGCUCCGUACCCCCGAGGGUAUUCAAGUUCGCAUGUGGCCUGCUAUUGUGAAGAAGCUACUCGGCUCUGAGCCCAAUGAUACGAAGACGAGCCCAAUACCUAGAAUCAAGAAUGAGAGGAAGGUCGAGAGCGAGGAGGAGUCGGGCGCUACGGCGGCCACGAGGUUCAGGAGCAUCAACGGCCUCAACAUGUUCGUUUGCUUAGAGAGGCCCGAGUGCCAGCACGCGGCGACGGUGCAGGCCGAGUUCAACGCGCUCGUGCACGUCGGUAUCGAGGCGAGGGGUGCUCAGACAUAUCUCAAGAAGCUCCUGGACGACGCAGCGCCUGUGACGCUGGAGAGUGACAACUCUAGCGCGCUCACGAACGUCGAGAAGAAGGGAGUUGGUAGGAUGCGGCAUAUCGAGCUGAAGGACCUGUGGAUCAAGGACCUCGUCGCACGGAAGUCAGAGACGAAGGUCAGCACCAAUAAGGUCCAUACCGAGGAGAAUACACCAGACACCGGGGCGAAGCAUCUGUCGAGGAUCGAUUGCACGAAGCAUCUGACGGCACUGAAGGCGCGGCUUACUGGAAAAGGUGAUGAGAGCCAUUUUGGCUAUUCCACAACGGUCGUGAUGAUGAUGCUCACCCUUUUGAGUGUUAUCGCAGCGAGUGCAGCCUUCAAAGUCAAGCAGCACAUCGACCGCGUCAUGCAGCCAGCACAGAAAGAUGCCCCAACUCAGUACAGCCUGAAGGACACGAUGAAGAAUGGAGCUACGAGCAAGAUCGUGGCCAAUGAUCUUCGGGCUAUGUUCACAGCUAUGACCAUAGACAGUGGACGGGAGUUUCUACGGCUACGGCGGGUGGAUCGGGCUAUCUCGACGUAUACAAAGGCGAUGGUGGUCGAAGCAUGCGUGGCGACCGCCCUAAACAAGAUCAGACAGGACAAUAUCUACAGUUGAUGAGUUUGUCGGGAUUUGGCACCCUCACUCGCUGGCCAUGAUUCGAUAUUGAUAUGUUUCCAGAUUACGUGCCCAAUCUUGGCAUGAAGCUGCAGAUGGGCCCGAGGAGGAGUGCUGGAAACAAGGGAUAUAUCAAUGAUUUGAGUGAGGAUUGUUGUGCAUGCGCUGUUGUAACAUUUGUGUACUGUG